Striga asiatica is the source of this 507-nucleotide messenger RNA. The record is from the annotation of a GenBank genome assembly. NCBI's taxonomy places the organism in Eukaryota, Viridiplantae, Streptophyta, Magnoliopsida, Lamiales, Orobanchaceae.
AUGAAGCGAGUGGGGAUUGCCGGGUUUCAGCUGCUUUCUCUGCUCUUAGACGACUGUCUUACUUGCUGUCUAUCUCGACCUAGAGCCUGCUUUCCUACUGGAUUGGGAAUGAGCCUAGAAAACGACUCCUACACUGGUUGGAAGCAAAGGGGGAACUCAUUCGCCUGGAGGGAUGGUCACUUCCACUGCCUACUAAGAAGGAUGGAUAAACCGAUGCCCGAGGUACGAGGCCUCAACUUCCGAUCUUUGCGCAACGAAGACAACCACGAGAACUUCGGAUCUGGAUCUGCCACUUCACCGAAACCGAUGACCAAAGAUAGGGAUGUUCGUUCCGAGCCCGCUGCCCUACGAGUCUCUCAAUAUGUUUGGCAUUCACCUGACGAAAGUCUAAAUCUGAAUCAAUUUCUACAAUACAAUGGACCCCCGCCCGAAAAGGUCGAGAUUUCCCUAAGGAUUCCUGCUUCUUGGCAGCUACAAGGGAGAAUACAUAAGCGGGAGAACGAAUAG